AUGGUCUUACUCGCUGCAUCAAUCUGUACUAAAGCAGGCAAACCACUUAUUUCUCGACAAUUUGUGGAAAUGUCUCGAUCACGUAUUGAAGGUUUACUUGCUUCAUUUCCAAAAUUAAUUGGUGCUGGUAAACAACAUACAUUUGUUGAAACUGAUACUGUUCGUUAUGUUUAUCAACCAUUUGAUAAACUUUAUAUGGUUUUAUUAACUACAAAAACUAGCAAUAUACUUGAAGAUCUUGAAACACUAAGACUUUUUUCUCGAGUGAUUCCAGAAUAUUGUAAAACAGUUGAUGAAAAAGAAAUUUUUGAACAUGCUUUUGAAUUAUUAGCUGCAUUUGAUGAAAUUGUUGCAUUAGGUUAUAAAGAAAAUGUUAAUUUAGCACAAAUUCGUACUUAUACUGAAAUGGAUUCUCAUGAUGAACGUGUUCAUGAUGCAAUGAGAUUGUGUCAAGAACGUGAAGCAAAAGAUCGAAUGAAACAAAGAGCUAAAGAACUUGAUUUACAAAAACGUGCUCAACGUGGUGGUCCUGGAGCAAAAUCUCAUGGUAUAUCAUCAGAAAUGUAUAGAAGUUCAUCAAUAGAUAAUAAACCUGAUGUAACACCAACACCAGUCAGUUAUUCAUCUAAUCCUUCAUCAUCAGCUAUUCGUCCAAGUACAACAGGCAAAGCAAUGAAAUUAGGAACAAAAGGAAAAAAUGUCGAAUCAUUUGUUGAUCAACUUAAAUCGGAAGGUGAAAACGUUGCAAAUACUGUUCCAGUAUUAACAGGCGCUGGUGGAUCAACUAAUAAACCUAAAACACAAAGUGUAUCGUUACCAGACAAUGAAAAAGGAGAUGUUCAUUUAAAACAAGAAGAAAAAAUAACUGUAUCUUGUACUCGUGAUGGUGGCGUAGAAAAUUUAGAAGUACAUGGUAUGAUUAUGUUACGUGUUAAAUCAGAAGAGUAUGGACGUAUUAUUGUGGCUGUUAAUAAUAAAGAAACUCGAAAUAUUCAAUUACAAACACAUCCAAAUAUUGAUAAAAAACUAUUUACAAAUGAAAAUUUAAUUGGUUUAAAAAAUUCUGAUAGACCAUUUCCAGCUAAUCAAGAAGUUGGUGUACUUAAAUGGCGUUAUCAAUCAACUGAUUCAAGAGAAAUUCCACUUACAAUUAAUUGUUGGCCAAAUGAAACACCAAAUGGUGGUUGUGAUGUUAAUAUUGAAUAUGAAUUACAAAAUACAAAUCUCGUCUUAAAAGAUGUUCAAAUAAGUGUACCAUUACCGGGUGGUGGUCAAACACCUGUUAUUGGAAAAAUCGAUGGAGAUUAUCAAUUUGAUAGUCGUAAAACAACUUUAAUAUGGUCUUUAGGUGUUAUUGAUCAGUCAAAUUCUGAAGGUGCAUUAGAAUUUUCUGUUCGAGGAAAACCUGCUGAUUUUUUUCCAAUUCAAGUAGAUUUUACUGCAGAAACACCUUUUUGUGAUAUUAAAAUUGCUGAUGUUAAAACAGUUGAUACUCGUAAAUCAGCAGCAUAUUCACAUGAAACGAAUCUCAUUGUCGAUAAAUAUGAAUAUGUUUAA
Adineta steineri is the source of this 1557-nucleotide messenger RNA. The record is from the annotation of a GenBank genome assembly. NCBI's taxonomy places the organism in Eukaryota, Metazoa, Rotifera, Eurotatoria, Adinetida, Adinetidae.